UAAUGGUAGUAAUAGUACCCCAAUCUCCCAGUACUUCUCCAGGCUUGACCCACAAGCCAAAAUCAUGAAAAGAGCACCAGGAACCAUGAAUGCAACACCAUCGAUGCGAGUAUCAAUCAAAGAGAAAAAGACACUCACACAAGGCUUCGUCCCCAAGACUCUCUUUUUUUGGUUUUUUUUUUUCUUUUUUUAUUUCCCGCCAUUAAUCUCUUUCAUGCUCUUCUCACCAUUUACAGCUAAGCUCUUUGUUUGAACUUUGAAGUCUUCCCAUAUUUCACCUUUUUCAAAUACCCCCCUAGAACCUCAGUCCAUCUUCCCAUGGCUUCCAUCCCCAUCCUCUUGCUUUCCCUAAAUUUCAUUUCAGUCCUCGGGGUUCUCAACCCUGUCGACUUCCUUGCUCUCCAAGCAAUCCGGAAAUCCCUCUACGACCUCCCCGGCUCCCGCUUCUUCGCCGCCUGGGACUUCACCGCCGACCCCUGCGCCUUCCCCGGCGUCACAUGCCACAAUGGCCGCGUCUCCAUGCUGGCUCUCGGCGACUCUGGUGCUGGCCCCUCGCGUCUCGCCGGUCAUCUAGACUCCACGGCUCUCUCCCUCCUCACCGCCCUCUCCGAGCUCUCUCUUGUCCCCGGCCGCGUCUCCGGCCCUAUUCCCGCAACUCUCCCGCACUCUCUCCGCUUUCUCGCUCUCCCACGUAAUCUUUUCUCCGGCUCCAUCCCUUCCUCUCUCUCCUCCCUCCCCUUCCUCCAGACCCUCGACCUCAGCUCCAACCUCCUCUCCGGCCCCAUCCCCCAAACUCUACCCCAAAUCCGAACCCUCUCCUACCUAAGCCUCCGCCACAACCGCCUCACCGGCCCCAUCCCCUCCUUCCCUUCCGGCUCGUCUCUCCUCCGCCUCGAUCUCAAGCGCAACUCCCUCUCCGGCCCAAUCCCGCCUCUCCCUUCUUCUCUCCGCUACCUCUCUCUCUCCAACAACCUCCUCUCCGGUCGCAUCGACAAGGUCCUCCCACGACUAACCCGGCUGAACUACCUCGACCUCAGCUCGAACCGGCUCGCCGGACCGAUCCCCGGCCGAAUCUUCUCCUUCCCAAUAUCCAGUCUCCAGCUCCAGCGGAACUUCUUCUCCGGCCCCGUCCGGAUGGCGGCGGGCUUUGCCGGAACACCAGUCGUGGAUUUGAGCCACAACCACUUAACGGGUCGGAUCCCGGCAGCGUUAGCGGGUGCGGAGGUGUUGUAUCUCAAUGACAAUAAGUUAACCGGGGUUCUCCCGGCCGAGUUCCUGAAGGCGAUGAUCGAGGGCAGGAUAAGGGUGUUGUACCUGCAGCGCAACUACCUGACUGGAAUGCAGGGAAUGGGCCCCAUCAAUGGGGUGCCGGAUAACACUACGUUGUGCCUCAAGUAUAACUGCAUGCUCCCGCCGGCCGGGGCCAAGUGUCCAAACCGCGGCGGCGCGAUGAAGACGAGACCCAAGGACCAGUGCGCGCGCUUGAGGGAGUGACUGUCCUUGCUUUGAGAUUCGUGUUUCACCAUCACGAGAAGAUUUAAAAAAGAAAAAGAAAAAAUAAAUAAAUAAUUCAGGAUUAAUUCA
Molecule: messenger RNA, 1584 nt
Organism: Dioscorea cayenensis subsp. rotundata (Guinea yam)
Lineage: Eukaryota; Viridiplantae; Streptophyta; Magnoliopsida; Dioscoreales; Dioscoreaceae
Product: DNA damage-repair/toleration protein DRT100-like
Exons: 1
Coding region: 319-1494 (391 amino acids)
Molecular function (GO): protein binding
Source: RefSeq, a predicted model, not a curated record